AUGCGUUCCGCUAUCCUCGUCGCCGCCAUCUCUGGCCUUGCUGCCGCCGGCCCCGUCGCUCCCCGUGACACUACGGCCCAGAACGGUAUUGAUCUGAGUGCUUUCGACGCUGAGCCUGCUCCUACCAAGGUUGGCCCCGCCGUCGGAGCCACCGUCGAGACUCCCACCUACGACCCGGCGGUUGCUAAGGCUGAAGCCUCAAAGGAUGCCGCGGCGAACCCCAUUGCCGUCUCCAACUCCACCCUUACUGCCCGUACGGUUACCCCCGCCGGCUGCGGAGCCAAGCAGCCCGAUGGCUAUGGACCCGUGUCCAGCCCUGACACGUACGACACCUUCAUGAACGACCCCCAGUUCUCUACCAUUGCCACCAACGCCCAGGUGCCGGCUGGCUACAGUCUGUCGUUCUCCAACAAGCAGGGCGCAACGGAAUGCACUUCCUACAUGGGUCUCUACACCAUGAAGACCUUUGACACCAUCAAGUGCCAGCAGUACUGCGAUGCCGCUCCUUCGUGCUACGGCAUCAACGUCUACAUGGAGAGAGACCCCAAGUGGGACCCCACCGAUGCGUGCCCCAACCCUGAUAGCAUCACCAACUACAAGUGUACCCUCUGGGGUUCUCCCGUCACCGCGCAGACCGCCACCAACGUUGGACAGUGGAGAAACCAGUUCCACGUCGGUGUAACCGGAUCGAACGGGUACUCAAAGGAUGCGCCUCCUCCUUCUUACGCUGACUUCACCGGCCCCGUUGCCUUCGGCGGCGCCACCCAGGCCCCGAAGUCGUACAUGGGAUCCAAGUACUACCCCGGUAUCUACAACCCCGAGCAGUGCGCCGCCGCCUGCAAGGCCAACACCAAGUACGACCACGACCACCCCAGAGCCGACGGCACCUACGAUGCCUGCAACUUCUUCAACGCCUACGUCCUCAGCAAGAACAAUGUUCCCCAGGGAACCUACUGCUCCCUGUACACCCAGUCUUGGGACAAGUCCUACAGCACUAACGUCGGACAGUGGAGAGGCAGCGACUACUACUCCGUCUCCUCCAGCUACGGAUACACCCUUACUGUCCAGGACGCUGGAAAGAUCUAA
Molecule: messenger RNA, 1086 nt
Organism: Colletotrichum fioriniae
Lineage: Eukaryota; Fungi; Ascomycota; Sordariomycetes; Glomerellales; Glomerellaceae
Source: RefSeq, a predicted model, not a curated record